Messenger RNA from Acanthosepion pharaonis, 885 nucleotides. The record is from the annotation of a GenBank genome assembly. Lineage: Eukaryota; Metazoa; Mollusca; Cephalopoda; Sepiida; Sepiidae.
AUGUCUUUCUUAUCAAUCAAAGAACUAUUUUUUACACCCUCUUCUUUUCUCAUUCUUUCAUUCCAGAUAUUUUCACCAACACUCAAUCUUUUUUGUUCUCUCUCUCUCUCAAGAAUUUUCUCUUUAUUAAUUACUUUCUUUUUACAAAUUUCUAUCAUGUAUUUUUCUUUUCUUGUUUUCUUUCCUUUUUUUCCAUUCUUCAGUUCUGUUUUUCUUUCUUUCUCUUCUUCCGCUUCUUUCUAUAAUAGCUUUUUAUUCCUUCACUUUUUAUUCUUUCUCUAUCCCACUUCCCACCAUCCUACUCUCCUUCAUUUUAUUUUUCUCUAUCCCUAUCUUUUUUUCUCACUCCUUCCUAUAUUUUUCCUCCAUCUUCUCUCUUUCCUUAAUUUCCCUUUUUGCUUCACUCUUUCUUACUAUCACUUCUCUUUAUUUCAUUUUUUCUCUCUAUCAUUUCUCUUUUUCCCAAUCUCUUUUAUCCUAUCAUCUUUCUUUCUUUCUUUAAAUUUAGUUUGUCUUUUUAUCAUCUUUUUCUCUCUCAAUGCCUCUUUUCUAUCUUAUGAUCUUUUCUCUUUCUUCAAUUCCAUCUUUCUUUUUCUCCUCUUUCUUCACGCCUCAUCCCUCCUUCCUUUAUUCCAUUUUUCUCUCUCUUCCUUUUUACCCUCUUUUUUUCUCCCGCUGUCUUAUCUCCUUCCUUACUUUAUUUUCUUUGUUCUAUCUCUUUCUUUUCUUAAUCUUCACCCUUUCCUUAAUUUCAGUUUUUUUUUUUUAACUUUCUUUCUUGUUUCCACCUUUCUCUUUUUUUCCCCAUCCUCAUCAACCAGUGAAGAGGCGUGUUCUUUUUUCAAAGCAAAAAGAGAAAAAUACUUUUCUUUUAUCUAUAUUUAG